Dunckerocampus dactyliophorus (ringed pipefish) is the source of this 3484-nucleotide messenger RNA. RefSeq names its product Rho GTPase activating protein 27 (gene arhgap27). Gene Ontology annotation, biological process: regulation of GTPase activity; signal transduction. The coding region runs from base 93 to 2855 and encodes 920 amino acids. Gene Ontology annotation, molecular function: protein binding. Gene Ontology annotation, cellular component: cytoplasm. Lineage: Eukaryota; Metazoa; Chordata; Actinopteri; Syngnathiformes; Syngnathidae. The transcript has 18 exons. The record is from RefSeq and is a predicted model, not a curated record.
UUGGACAAUUGGUGCCGUUUUAAAACAGACAAUCAUAUCGGGAAGUGCUACAAAGGACAGACUUCCCAUUUUCGUGGCCGUAGUGUGUGAAAAUGUGUCACAGGGAAGAGGCAGGACAUAAAAGAGAAACAUGUGAGCAGACGCCAUUGGAAAACAUAAAACAUCUGUUGGGUGGAUGCGGUGUCCAUGACAACACGAGCAUGGAACUGGUGUUGGUGCAGUAUGAGUUUGAGUAUGAAACACGGGACGGUCGCCUUGUGUCCAUCAAGCCUAAUGAAAUAUACUUCCUGGUGUCCAGGACCAACGAACACUGGUGGCACGUACGCACAAAGCACCACGACUCCAGGCCUUUCUACAUUCCGGCUCAGUAUGUGAGGGCGCUGCCGUCACGUGCGGCUUGGGACGCUCUCGGAGAUUCCUACCAGCUCUCCAGUUUUGGUUUAUGUGGGGACAAAGCAGAUACGGUGCCUGCGGGACACACAGGAAGCAGUUGUGCACAUAUCCCAGGUUGCGAUGGAGAUGCACAAGAGUCCACAGUGUCGGGAUUGCAUGGAAAAGUGGAGUCGACCUGUGGAGAUGAUGACAGCCUUCAGCAGUCCUCUACUUCACCCGCUUGUGGCAUUAUAGCGGAAGAAAAGAGGCUUCACACAAUGUUGUGCGAGGUGCCGCAGCACAGCGUAGCCCACAAGGUGGAAGAUGAAAGUGUGCCAGCGCCCAUCUACGUCAACUUAGCUCAGCUUCGCCAGAAACUCCCCGGGUCGCCACCCUACCUUGACCCCGACGGAUGGGAAGUGCACAUUGACCCAGAGAGCGGACAAGAGUACUACUACCACCCUGCUACGGGGCGCACCACCUGGGACAACCCCCUUACAGAGUCACCCAAAGACCUCGACCCUUACCCGGCCGAGGAACGUCAUUCCCCCACACCCUCUCGCUCCCCCGCCCACUUCCUGUCCACCGCCUCCCGCCCGGCGUGGACCUCGGACUGGGAGCAGCUGGUGGAUGAGAGCAGUGGGCUCCCUUACUUCUACAACGCCAUGUCUGGGGAAACGUCCUGGGAGCCUCCAGAGCUGCUGAGCCCGUACCCCCCGCUGAUGGAGCCCAUGAGCGUGCACAGGUUUCACGAAGACUUGCCGCCUCCGCUGCCCGAGGAGGACUACCCCUCGGAAGAUUACGCAGGCUACGAUCAACCCCAUGCUGACGAGGAGCCCCCGGCCACGGGAGCCCCCGUCACUCCCAGGGAAUACGAGCUGAGCUACGUGAGCCGCACCGUCAUCCCCAGGGCCAGCUUGGACCGCAGUGCCCCCGCCGGCUGGAACCUCAAUGUGGAACCCGACGGCACAUGGGUGUUCACCAGCGAGCACUCGUCAGAACAGUGGGUCAAGUCUGUGGACGACCUGGGUCAGACCUACUACUACCUGAGAGAUGGGUCCAAGUCCCAGUGGAACCUGCCCGAGGCAGUCCCUGCCGUGCCGGCCCAGUCCGAGGAGGAAAAUGGCGUCGAACGAGAUGGUGUGUUUGUCUUCAAGAACUGGAGACACAGCGUGGGACCGGCCCAGCUCAGCCAGGCCCAGGAUGACUGGAGGUUGGUCCCGGCCCACCAUAGGACCCCGUCGGAGUACAGCAGCGACAGCUCCAGCACGGGCAACUCUCCCGAGGCGCAGCCCCACGUGCAGAACUUGGAGAAAGCCGGAAUCCUGAACAAAACAAAAGUGUCCGAAAACGGCAAAAAAGUCAGGAAAAACUGGGCCCAGACGUGGACGGUCCUGCACGGAGGAGUGCUGACGUUCCACAAAGAUCCAAAAUCCACAGCGCCGGGGGUGUCGACAAAGACCAAUCAGAUCGUCCCCGAGGUGACGGUGGACCUACGAGGAGCCGUGAUCGGCUGGGCCUCCAAAGACAAGUCCAGCAAAAAGAAUGUUUUAGAGCUAAAAAGCAAGAACGGUGUUGAGUUUCUGAUCCAGUACGACACUGAGAGCAUCAUCAGCGACUGGCACAAAGUAUUAAUGGACACCAUACGUCAGCUUGAGUACCAGGACCACCAUUCCGAGGAGGAGGACAGCGACGUGUACGAGAAGACGGGCAGCAUGGAGCGCGAGGAGAAGCUGGGAGGAAGCAUCGACAGGCGAAGAUCCUCCAGACCGAGCGUCUACAACACGGCCAGCGGAGAAACGGACCCGAGGAAGGUUCGCACCAAGCUGAUGAAGUUCCUGAUGAAGCGGCCGACGCUUCAGUCCGUCAAGGAGAAAGGAUACUUUCGAGACAGCGUGUUUGGCUGCCACCUGGACACCCUGUGUGCACAGGAGAGAACCACCGUUCCCAGGUUCGUGGAGAAGUGCAUCAAAGCCGUGGAAAGAAGAGGUUUGGACAUUGAUGGACUGUACAGGGUCAGCGGCAACCUCGCCAUCAUCCAGAAACUUCGCUGCAAGGCAGAUCAAGAGGAGCUUGACCUGGAGGACGGGCAGUGGGAGGACGUUCACGUCCUCACUGGGGCGCUGAAGCUGUUUUUCCGCGAGCUUCCCGAGCCGCUUUUCCCCUAUAGCCACUUUCACCAGUUCAUCACAGCCAUCAGACUUCCGGAUUACAACACAAAGGUGUGUUGCAUUUAUGAGUUGGUCAAAUCUCUGCCAGCAUCAAACCACGACACCAUGAAACUCCUCUUUGGGCACUUACGCAGGGUGAUCCAGUACGGAGAGGACAAUCGCAUGACGGUGCAGAACGUGGCCAUCGUCUUUGGACCCACACUCCUGCGGCCCGAGAUGGAAUCUGGCAACAUCGCCAUGCACACUGUCUUCCAGAACCAGAUAGUGGAAUUCAUCCUGAAUGAAUACGAGCGCAUCUUUCACUCCAGCUAAAGCAGGACUGCAGGCGUCCUUUUUGAAGCUAAGUUUACCGGGUGCCUCCUCCAUAGCGAGCACGUUUUCUUUGCUCAGAAAAUCUUCAGUGUUCUUGAUUGAGAAUACCCAUGGUGUCCUUUGUCCAUAUUUCACCUGUAGGAGUGUCACACGUCUUUGUGUUGCAGGAGUGGACUCUGUUUGACAUUAGAUGUCUCCAUCUCACAGCUCUUCUUUUCUUAACGACAGUGUUGCCUCACCAGCCAAGUUGCAUCAAUGUUCCUUUUAAAAACACCUUUAUUUGACAAGGUUUAUAGCAUUUAAAAUGUGUUUUGUGCAUUUAAAGGACAGAAAAUGACAGUGAAGAUUGCAGUCUAAUGUUUACUUGCAUGCACCAUUGAUUUUAUUGUAAUAUAGACAUGUACAGCAUAGAACUAUUAAUAAAAACACCCAGCUGUGAGAUAAUAUAGAAUAUUUAAAAACAAAAAAUGCUGUAUUUUUAAAAACAUUAAUAAUAUAGAAUUGAUAGUUUAAUGAAAAAUCAGCCUGACCAACAGAGUGAUGACUACUAGAAGAAAUGGAAUGUAAAUAGAAACAGCCUAUCAAUAUGCUGCAAGUUGUCAAAAAUAUUAUUCCAUAAUAAAAAUAAC